This is a messenger RNA of Scatophagus argus, 7229 nucleotides long. RefSeq names its product transcription activator BRG1. Gene Ontology annotation, cellular component: RSC-type complex; nucleus. The transcript has 34 exons. Gene Ontology annotation, molecular function: ATP-dependent chromatin remodeler activity; ATP binding; histone binding. Gene Ontology annotation, biological process: positive regulation of transcription by RNA polymerase II; chromatin remodeling. NCBI's taxonomy places the organism in Eukaryota, Metazoa, Chordata, Actinopteri, Scatophagidae. The record is from RefSeq and is a predicted model, not a curated record. Bases 350 to 5371 code for a protein of 1673 amino acids.
AAGUAUUUUAGUAUUUUUCAAGGCUUGGUUUAAGCAUGUGAAAAAUUGCAGAGUGGUAUAUUACACGCUUUAAAGAAUUUAUUAAUUAAGGCGUGUAAUAAAAGUGUUACUACAAAGGACUACUUCCAACCACUGUACAAACCCGACAAUACAGAGUUGGUGUACAAUGUGACUGGAGCCUGGAUGUGUCUGCGCGCGCAUGCGCGUUGCCGGGCAGCGGUGACUAGACAUUCGGUCAUAGGAGCGGUGGAGGGGGCGCUCGAGCCACGUCGGUGAAACAAAUCAACGCUUGAAGGCAGAUUAAAAAGAGGGUCCCUGCUGCUCAUCCAGGAGCAGGAGAUCCGGGGCAAUGUCGACACCAGAUCCCCCCAUGUGCGGCACCCCUCGCCCAGGUCCUUCUCCUGGUCCGGGUCCCUCCCCAGGGGCGAUGUUGGGCCCCAGUCCCGGGCCAUCCCCAGGCUCCUCUCACAGUAUGAUGGGCCCCAGCCCCGGCCCACCCUCCUCUGGGCACUCCCAGCCAGGGCCCUCUGGAUACAGCCAGGACAACAUGCACCCUCUGCACAAACCCAUGGAGAGCAUGCAUGAGAAAAGCAUGAGUGAGGAGAGCCGCUUCAGUCAGAUGAAGGGAUUGUCUAUGAGACAGGGCGGGCACAGUGGCAUGGGGCCCCCACCCAGUCCUCUAGACCAGCAUUCGCAAGGUUACCACUCUCCACUAGGUGGCUCUGAUCAUUCCAGCCCUGUCCCUUCAAAUGGUCCUCCUACUGGACCUCUUAUGCCUUCAUCCUCAUCUUCCUCCUCCUCUGGUGGUCCUGGCUCUGCCUCUACACCUUUAGAUGGCCCCAGUGGAGAUCAACACACUCUGGGUCCUAAUAACAGGUCUGGCCCUCCAGGUAACUCUGGCCCAGGCCCCAGCCCUGGACCCAGUCUCGGGUCCAGUGUCCCCAGCCUUGGAUCUGGGCUUGAAUCUGGGGGCCCAACAGGCCCUACUCCCUUCAACCAAAACCAACUACACCAGCUCAGAGCACAAAUCAUGGCUUAUAAGAUGCUGGCCCGUGGACAGCCCCUGCCAGACCACCUCCAGAUGGCCGUCCAGGGGAAGAGGCCAAUGCCUGGGAUGCAGCAGCAGCAGCCCAUGCCCAGCCUGGCUCCGGGAGCUGGAGGCGGACCAGGGGGUGGACCAGUAGGACCAGGACCAGGCCCAGGGCCAAUGGGCACGGGUUACAGUCGAGCUCAUGGAAUGAUGGGUCCCAACAUGCCUCCUCCAGGCCCAUCGGGUACUCCAGCUGGGAUGCAGGGACAAAACCCAAAUGGACCCCCCAAGUCCUGGCCUGAAGGCCCCAUGGUGAAUGCAGCAGCCCCCUCCAACGCACCCCAAAAGCUGAUUCCCCCUCAGCCCACUGGCCGGCCCUCUCCUGCCCCCCCUUCAGUUCCCCCUGCUGCCUCCCCAGUAAUGCCUCCUCAGACCCAGUCACCUGGCCAGCCGGCACAGCCUACUCCCAUGAUGCCUUAUCACGCCAAGCAGAACCGCAUUACCCCAAUCCAGAAACCCUGCGGCCUUGACCCAGUGGAGAUACUACAGGAGAGGGAGUACAGGUUACAGGCUCGUAUCACUCAUCGCAUCGCUGAACUGGAGAACCUGCCAGGCUCCCUGGCUGGUGAUUUACGUACCAAAGCUACUAUAGAGCUCAAAGCCCUCCGCCUUCUUAACUUCCAGAGACAGCUGCGUCAGGAGGUGGUGGUGUGUAUGCGUCGUGACACAGCUCUAGAGACUGCCCUUGAUGCCAAGGCCUACAAGCGAAGCAAGCGACAGUCUCUGCGAGAGGCCCGCAUCACUGAGAAACUGGAGAAACAGCAGAAGAUUGAGCAAGAGCGCAAACGCAGGCAGAAACAUCAGGAGUACCUCAACAGCAUCCUGCAACAUGCCAAAGAUUUCAAAGAGUACCACCGCUCAGUCACAGGCAAAAUGCAGAAACUGACCAAAGCUGUGGCUACUUAUCAUGCCAACACUGAGAGGGAGCAGAAGAAAGAGAAUGAACGUAUUGAGAAAGAGAGGAUGAGGAGGCUUAUGGCUGAGGAUGAGGAGGGUUAUCGUAAACUGAUUGACCAGAAGAAGGAUAAGCGUCUGGCCUACCUGCUGCAGCAAACUGAUGAGUAUGUUGCCAACCUCACAGAGCUGGUCAGAGCUCACAAGGCUGCACAGGCGCUCAAGGAGAAAAAGAAGAAGAAGAAGAAAAAGAAGAAGUUGGAGAUUGCUGAGGGUCAGACUCCUGCCAUGGGCCCGGAUGGAGAGCCUCUGGAUGAGACGAGUCAGAUGAGUGACCUGCCUGUGAAAGUCAUCCAUGUAGAUAGUGGAAACAUCCUCACAGGUGUGGACGCUCCAAAAGCUGGACAGCUGGAGACCUGGCUGGAGAUGAACCCCGGUUAUGAAGUGGCUCCCCGCUCAGACAGCGAAGACAGCGAGGAGGAGGAAGAGGAGGAGGAGGAAGAGGAGGAGCCUCAUCCAUCAGCUACUCAGGUGGAGGAAAAGAAGAAGAUUACAGACCCUGACAGCGAAGAUGUGUCAGAGGUGGAUGUCCGACACAUUAUUGAAAAUGCUAAACAGGAUGUGGAUGAUGAAUAUAGUGGUGCAGCAUUUGCGCGAGGACUCCAGUCUUAUUAUUCUGUAGCUCACGCUGUCACAGAGAAGGUGGAGAAACAGUCCAGUUUGUUAAUAAAUGGACAACUCAAACAGUAUCAGAUUAAAGGUCUGGAGUGGCUGGUCUCCCUCUACAACAAUAACCUGAACGGGAUCCUCGCAGACGAGAUGGGUCUGGGAAAAACCAUCCAGACUAUCGCCCUCAUCACGUACCUCAUGGAGCACAAACGGCUCAAUGGACCCUACCUCAUUAUUGUACCCCUCUCAACUCUUUCUAACUGGGUGUAUGAGUUUGACAAGUGGGCGCCCACAGUCGUGAAAGUGUCCUACAAGGGGUCUCCUGCUGCCAGAAGAGCCUUUGUCCCCCAGCUGCGUAGUGGAAAGUUUAACGUUUUGCUCACCACUUACGAGUACAUCAUCAAGGAUAAACAAGUACUAGCCAAGAUCCGUUGGAAAUACAUGAUUGUGGACGAAGGCCACCGUAUGAAGAACCACCACUGUAAGCUCACCCAGGUCCUGAACACCCAUUACUUGGCUCCACGGCGAGUCCUACUGACAGGAACACCACUGCAGAACAAACUACCUGAGCUCUGGGCGUUGCUAAACUUCCUACUGCCUACCAUUUUCAAGAGUUGCAGCACCUUUGAGCAGUGGUUCAACGCCCCUUUCGCCAUGACUGGAGAGAAGGUGGACCUUAAUGAAGAGGAGACCAUCUUGAUUAUCCGUCGUCUCCACAAAGUGCUUCGCCCCUUCCUGUUACGCAGAUUAAAGAAGGAAGUGGAGGCACAGCUUCCAGAGAAGGUGGAAUAUGUGAUUAAGUGUGACAUGUCGUCUCUUCAGAGGGUGCUGUACAGGCACAUGCAGGCCAAGGGGGUUCUGCUCACUGACGGAUCAGAGAAAGACAAGAAGGGUAAAGGAGGCACAAAGACGCUGAUGAACACCAUCAUGCAGCUCAGGAAGAUCUGUAACCACCCUUACAUGUUCCAGCAAAUAGAGGAAUCCUUCUCUGAACAUUUAGGAUUCUCUGGAGGGAUAGUCCAGGGGCCUGACCUUUAUCGGGCAUCAGGGAAGUUUGAGGUGUUAGAUCGAAUCCUACCAAAGCUGAGAGCCACAAACCACAAAGUGCUGCUCUUCUGUCAGAUGACCUCACUCAUGACAAUCAUGGAGGACUACUUUGCCUAUCGCAACUUCAAAUAUCUGCGUCUGGAUGGCACUACGAAGGCUGAGGACAGAGGAAUGUUACUGAAAACAUUCAAUGACCCAGAGUCGGAGUACUUUAUCUUCCUCCUGAGCACAAGAGCUGGAGGCCUCGGCCUCAACUUGCAGUCUGCUGACACUGUGGUCAUUUUUGACUCUGACUGGAACCCACAUCAGGACCUGCAAGCUCAGGACAGGGCCCACCGCAUCGGUCAGCAGAACGAGGUGCGUGUGUUGCGUCUCUGCACUGUCAACAGUGUGGAGGAGAAAAUCUUGGCCGCUGCCAAAUACAAACUGAAUGUGGACCAGAAGGUCAUCCAGGCCGGCAUGUUCGACCAGAAGUCUUCCAGCCACGAGCGCAGGGCCUUUCUACAGGCCAUAUUGGAACACGAGGAGCAAGACGAGGUCUGGGGUCAGGAACUGUGUCUACGCAUGAAUGAGGAAGACGAGGUGCCAGAUGACGAGACGGUCAACCAGAUGAUUGCCAGGAGUGAGGAGGAGUUCGACCAGUUCAUGCGUAUGGACCUAGACCGGCGUCGCGAGGAGGCCCGUAACCCACGGCGAAAACCACGUCUGAUGGAGGAGGAUGAGCUGCCUACUUGGAUCAUGAAGGACGAUGCCGAGGUUGAACGUCUCACUUGUGAGGAGGAAGAGGAGAAAAUGUUUGGACGAGGUUCUCGGCAGCGAAAGGAGGUGGACUACAGCGACUCACUGACCGAGAAGCAGUGGCUCAAGCCUGUCUUUCCCACGCAGGCGAUAGAGGAAGGCACAUUGGAGGAAGUGGAGGAGGAGGUUCGUCACAAAAAGACGACUCGCAAGAGGAAGCGGGACCGCGACCUGGAUCUCCCUGGUCCCUCCUCCUCCUCAGGAGGACGAGGGAGAGGGGACAAAGAUGAAGAUGGGAAGAGGCAGAGGAAGAGGGGCCGACCCCCUGCCGAGAAACUCUCCCCCAACCCGCCCGCCCUCACAAAGAAGAUGAAGAAGAUCGUGGACGCCGUCAUCAAGUAUAAAGACAGCGCCAGCGGGCGACAGCUGAGCGAGGUGUUCAUCCAGCUCCCGUCUCGAAAAGAACUUCCGGAGUACUACGAACUGAUCCGCAAGCCCGUGGACUUCAGGAAGAUCAAAGAGAGGAUUCGAGGUCAUCGCUACCGCAGUCUGGGUGACCUGGAGAGAGACGUCAUGCUGCUCUUCCAAAACGCUCAAACCUUCAACCUGGAGGGCUCGCUGAUAUACGAAGACUCCAUCGUCCUCCAGUCUGUGUUUACCAGUUUGAGGCAAAAGAUUGAGAAGGAGGAGGAAAGUGAGGGAGAGGAGAGCGAAGAUGACGAAGAGGAACCGGAGGAAGGAUCAGAGUCUGAAACUCGUUCAGUGAAAGUGAAGAUCCGUCUGGGAAGGAAGGACAAAGGCGGAGAUCGAGGGAAGGGACGCAGCAGCAGACGAACAGGACGCACUAGAGCCAAACCCGUUGUUAGUGAUGAUGACUCUGAGGAGGAGCAGGAAGAGGAGCGUUCCCCCAGUGCCACCGAUGAGGAGUCCUGAACUGUACUGUAAUGAAGGAGGCAUAAAGCACCACAUGUAGAGUAAAUAAAACAUGACUUUAUCAUAAAAUACACAGAAUAACUGGACGAUGUACAUCACUGCAGUAAACCUUCUUUGUCUUUCUGCUGAAUGAGCACAGAGGGGAUCAAGUCACCUUUUUAUUUGCAGUUUCAGUAAAGUUUCUGAUCACUUUCACAGAGACGAUUGUCACAUAUAACAGUAUUUGUAAUGCAAAUGGUUAUAUUGAUAUAACUCAAGAAAAAGCACAGUAGAAAGUACAGGCAAACAGAGGAGACAACAGAAGAAUAUAGUUCAGUGUAAAUAAAAGCUGCUGAUGAACAUUAAAUGUGUUGCAGACUGGCAAACAAAGUCCCAACAAACUUAAAGACAUGUGCGCCACACUCUGUGCAGCUAAGUUUUCUUUGUUAUUUUGGUUCACUUUAACACCACUGGAAGAGAUUUUUUUUUUUAUCCUACUUCAAUAAUGAUCUUAUUUAAUAUUAAGACAGUUUUAAUCAGUGUCUAUAAGUUUUAAACAAGAUAAUUUUAACUUUCAUAAGCAGCCUUCACUGUGAGUCUUCAGCUCAAAUUAGCAAAUUUACUGCAAAUACAGGUACUGUCACCACAACAGUUGCAGACCCAAAUUAGCAUUUGUGAACAUUUAAUAAAUGGCUGAUAAUGUGCUAAAACGUAGUUGUACACAGAUAUAAGGACAUUUUAAGUGUUUAUGAACCUACAGUAAGUGUAGUCACUUGUUAUCUGUUCAUAGCCCAGGCAGAACUUGCAGGCGUACACAGUGGGACAAACACCCAAUGCUUAUAUCUGUAUACAAUUGUAUCCUAAUAAAUUAAUGGUGAAUAGCAUAACAUAAAGCGCUGCCAUUAUAAGUGACCCAAGCAGUCUGUAAAAGGAUUCAAGGUUUACCUUAGGAGUUAAACUCUGACACAUAUGUGUUGUUAACAAACAGCUAAAGUCAGUAAAAUGAAGUGAAAAACAUCGAAUGUAAACAGAAAAAUGUUUUCAGGUGGAGCUGUGUUUUCACCCAGGGUGAAGCUACCACCUCGCCUCGCUCCACCUUCCCUCUGAACAUACGUGUAAAUAAACCUAAUGUUUCACCUCUGCUUCACUGCUGCAGCGUGUUGUAACAACAGUCAGCCUCUGUGGAGCCGCUGUGAUUGCUGAGGUGUGUGUACAUCACAUGUUUGUGACCCGAGGCUCGCAGUGGGAGAUCCAGCCUGCUGUGGGUGCAGGGUGUUUCCAGACUUCUCAGAAGCUCUUUAGCAAACCACCACCGUGUUUUGACUGGGGUUUAUUGGAAUUGAGUCCUGAUCAUUUUCCAAAUGUUGUAUAUACAGUACGGUAUAAAAACAACCUACUUCACAUUGCUGCUGCUUUCCUCUUAAACUUCCAGUAUAAGCACUUAUAACUGUUGAUUGUAGACUUCAAGAAUCAUGAGGUGGUGAUUCAUCGAAUAGUACUGUAACCACCGCUUCUCCUUCAGUCAUUGUGUGGUGAUUUUAGGAUGUCACGAUGUGUUUGAUGUACUUUGCACUUUUUAUGUUUUUGAUUUCAAGACAAUGGACCAGAAGGACAGCUGCUCCUCUCUGCUUGUGAAUGCCUCCUGGCUGUAAGGUGUUGGAUAUACUGUAUAGAAUAUUUUUAGAGUGUAAUGUCAAUGCACGUGUGUACAGCUCGCAAGUUCCACACUGUACUUUUUUCAUCAUGGUAGGUAACUAGAGUGAAAAACAUACAACCAAAGCAUCGACGUUUUCUCUCCGCUAAAUUACUGGAUCUGUCUGUGUUGUUGUGUCAUUAUCGCUGGAACUCAAAACGUAACAAUAAAUCACAGUAAAAUGAA